AUGUCGCAUCAAGCGCAGCGAGAUCUACCAGACUUUUUACAAAAUUCACCUUAUCUACCAGUCAUAAAUUUCGAUAUCGAUGAACCACCGCCUCCUAAAGCAGCCAAACCAAGCAUUGCACAAAUUUUUCGCUCAAGACCCGUACGAACAGCCAUACCCAUCGUCAUCUGUGGACUCAUCAUACUAUUCCUACUUCCUCACGGAACACGCAAGGCUAAAUCAUUGCACCUUCAAUACAAGACUCCAGCAUGUCUGAAACAGGCUCCUAUUCUUGCGGAGUCCUUGACGGGCAAAGAAGUUGGAAUUGAGUGGGAUAAAUACGCAUAUAUAACUUAUGCGACAUCAAAAGAUCAUUUGUGCAAUGCGUUGAUGUUGUUUGAGUCGUUGAAUCAUUUGGGUAGCAAAGCUGGCAGGGUGCUGUUGUACCCGCAGUUGUGGAAAAAUGAAUGGGUGGAGGAUGCCAAUGGAAGGGGCAUGGAGGCUAUUACUAAAAUGUUAAUUCAGGCGAGAGACGACUAUAAAGUGAAACUGGUAAACGUGGAGGUUUUGCAGCAUAGACAUUAUACAGCUGAUGAAUGGGCGGAGAGUUACACCAAACUUUUGGCCUUCAACCAAACUUCCUACGAGAAACUUCUCGUUCUUGAUUCUGACUCCACUGUUCUGAAACCUAUGGACGAAUUGUUCCUAGCCCCAAUGUCAGAUUCGACACAACUCCUCGCACCACGGGCAUACUGGCUUGACGCUCAAGGUAUCCCGCAACUAUCAUCUCACAUCAUGCUGAUUAAGCCUUCAGCCAUCGAGUUUGAACGGCUUGAGAUUGAGAUCCAAAAUGCUGGAGUAGGAACUUACGACAUGGACAUCAUAAACUCCGUCUUUACCCAACAAAAAGACUCGUGCGGUUUACUGGAUCACCAAAUAUAUGCUCUUCUCACCGGAGAAUUCCGUCGCCCUGUUACCAAACAUAAAGGCUUUUGGGGAAAAGGGCACGAGACAGAUAUAUGGGAUCCAGAACGAGUAUUCAAAAAAUCAAAAUUCGUGCAUUUUAGUGAUUGGCCAAUGAAGAAACCAUGGCAAUUACAGGAUAUGGAAUGGGUGGGAAAGGGGCCUAAAUGUGUGCCAGUGACGGAAGGAGAUGAUUGUAGAGGGAGAGAUAUCUGGGACGGCUUGUAUAAGGACUUUAGGGAGAGGAGAGUGGCAAUUUGCGGAUUGGAUUGA
This is a messenger RNA of Sclerotinia borealis F-4128, 1215 nucleotides long. Lineage: Eukaryota; Fungi; Ascomycota; Leotiomycetes; Helotiales; Sclerotiniaceae. The record is from the annotation of a GenBank genome assembly.